CCGUUAAUAAACCAUUCACUCGCACUGACGGCUCGCUCAGUCCACUGCUCUUACGUCUCCUAUAUAUGAAGUCCAUCUCUAUCAAGUAUCAGCCACUUCGACAAACACGCCAUUUUCCUCUCCCAUUUCUCUAAAUACUCUCUCCGCUCCGGCCAUGGCGAUCCGUGCCGCGAUUUCCGGUAGUCAUCUCAAGCUUAGCUCGUCGUCGCUCGGAGCGCGAUCCUUGUCGUCGUGGUGGCGGAACGUUGAGCCGGCACCUAAAGAUCCUAUCCUCGGCGUUACUGAAGCUUUCCUCGCCGAUCCUAGCCCUGAUAAAGUCAAUGUUGGCGUUGGAGCUUACAGGGAUGACAAUGGAAAACCCGUGGUACUGGAGUGUGUCAGAGAAGCAGAGCGAAGGAUCGCUGGCGGUUUCAACAUGGAAUAUCUUCCUAUGGGAGGUAGUGUCAACAUGAUCCAGGAGUCGCUGAAGUUAGCCUAUGGGGAGAACUCAGACUUGAUAAAAGAUAAACGCAUUGCUGCAAUUCAAGCAUUAUCUGGAACUGGCGCAUGCCGAAUUUUUGCGGACUUCCAAAAGCGCUUUUGUCCUGAUUCACAGAUUUAUAUUCCUGUUCCUACAUGGUCUAAUCAUCAUAACAUUUGGAGAGAUGCUCAUGUCCCAGAGAGAACAUAUCACUAUUAUCAUGCUGAAUCAAAGGGCUUGGACUUUGCUGCAAUGAUGGAUGAUAUAAAGAAUGCCCCAAAAGGAUCAUUCUUUCUGCUUCAUGCUUGUGCUCAUAAUCCUACUGGGGUGGAUCCGACAGAGGAACAAUGGAGGGAGAUCUCGCACCAGUUCAAGGUGAAGGGACAUUUUGCUUUGUUUGAUAUGGCCUAUCAAGGAUUUGCAAGUGGGUAUCCAGAGAAGGAUGCUAAGGCAAUCAGGAUAUUUCUUGAGGAUGGUCAUCCGAUAGCGUGUGCCCAAUCAUAUGCAAAAAAUAUGGGGCUAUAUGGCCAGAGAGUUGGUUGCCUAAGUGUUGUCUGUGAGGAUGAAAAACAAGCAGUGGCAGUGAAAAGUCAGUUGCAGCAACUUGCCAGGCCCAUGUACAGUAAUCCACCUGUUCAUGGUGCUCUUGUUGUUUCUACCAUCCUUGGAGAUCCAAACUUGAAAAAUCUAUGGCUCGGGGAAGUGAAGGGCAUGGCUGAUCGUAUCAUCGGGAUGAGAACUGCUUUAAGGGAAAAUCUUGAGAAGUUGGGCUCACCUCUAUCUUGGGAACACAUAACCAACCAGAUUGGCAUGUUCUGCUACAGUGGGAUGACACCGGAACAAGUAGACCGAUUGACAAAAGAGUAUCACAUCUACAUGACUCGUAAUGGUCGUAUCAGUAUGGCAGGAGUUACUACUGGAAAUGUUGGUUACUUGGCAAACGCUAUUCAUGAGGUUACUAAAUCUGCUUAAGCUUUAACAUCAUGGAUUCAAUAAUCAGUUACGGAAAGGCUGUGGAAAUUCAUUUUUUGUGAUCGGAAAGAUCACAACAUGUUGUAAUAGUUGAGUUAAAACAAUCGUACUGAGGGGAGGGGGGAAUAAAUAGAACCAUUUUAAGGGAUAGAAGUCAUUAGCAGCCGUCGAGGUGGAGUUGUAGUUAUUUUAGGGUACAUUACAGACAUUAAUCAUCUCUAGUGUCAAGGAACUGCUGUUUUUCAUAUACAACAGCGUAGUUACAUGAUAUAUAUGCCAACAUUUUGAAGUAUUGUUACUGUUUUAUGGCGUCAUGGAUGGAAGUAAUUAUUGA
Solanum tuberosum (potato) is the source of this 1766-nucleotide messenger RNA. RefSeq names its product aspartate aminotransferase, mitochondrial. Bases 155 to 1432 code for a protein of 425 amino acids. NCBI's taxonomy places the organism in Eukaryota, Viridiplantae, Streptophyta, Magnoliopsida, Solanales, Solanaceae. Gene Ontology annotation, molecular function: L-aspartate:2-oxoglutarate transaminase activity; pyridoxal phosphate binding. Gene Ontology annotation, biological process: biosynthetic process; amino acid metabolic process. The transcript has 10 exons. Gene Ontology annotation, cellular component: mitochondrion. The record is from RefSeq and is a predicted model, not a curated record.